AUGAAUCGACUUACGAAAGAACAACGCUUGCAAAUUAUUGAACUUUACUAUCAAAGUUCUUGCUCGGUUAAGAGAGUGCAUCGAGCACUGCUCCCAAUUUAUCGGCAAUUUGGUCGACCUACUGAGGGAGCUAUUCGGAAGCUUGUGACUAAAUUUCGAACCCAGUUUACAUUACUGGACAUUAAACCACCAACACGCAGACGUAGAGUGAGGACUGAAGAAAGUAUUGCGGCUGUAUCCGCCAGUGUUAGUGAUGACCGUGAAAUGUCGAUUCGCCCCCGUUCGCAGCAAUUGGGCCUCUGUUACUCCACUACGUGGAAAAUUUUGCGACAGCAUUUGGGUGUAAAACCUUAUAAGAUACAGCUGGUGCAAGAAUUGAAGCCACACGACCUCCCACAACGUUUCCAAUUUGGUGAAUGGGCGCUGGCAAAGUUGGAGGAAGAUCCACAUUUUUAUCGAAAAAUUGUGUUCAGCGACGAAGCUCAUUUCUGGUUGAAUGGGUACGUUAACAAGCAAAAUUGCCGCAUCUGGAGUAAAGACCAGCCAGAAGCAUUGCAAGAGCUACCAAUGCAUCCCGAAAAAAUAACUGUUUGGUGUGGAUUAUGGGCCGGUGGCAUCAUCGGGCCAUACUUCUUCAAAGACGACAAUGGCCGGAACGUAACUGUGAAUGGCGAGCGCUACCGUGCGAUGAUAACAAACUUUUUUUUACCCAAAAUGGAAGAGCUGGACUUGUGUGACUUGUGGUUUCAACAAGACGGCGAGUUCGGUGAACAGUUUAUCUCACGUUUGGGGCCCGUCCAUUGGCCGCCUAGAUCGUGUGAUUUAACGCCGUUGGACUAUUUCUUGUGUCGCCAUGUUAAGGCUAAUCUUCGAAAAAUCAACCCCGAAAGAAGAAUCAUCCUCCACCAAGACAAUGCAAGCUCGCACAGAGCCCAAAAAACAAGGCAGUAUUUAACGGAAGAAAACGUGGAAUUAUUGGACCAUCCUGCACAUAGUCCCGAUCUAAGUCCUAACGAUUCCUUUACUUUCCAGAAAAUUAAAAACAGACUGCGUGGUCAAAGGUUUCAGUCACCAGAAGAAGCAGUUGACUCAUUCAAAAAUGCCGUUUUGGAUCUGCCAGAAAACGAGUGGAAUAAGUGCUUAGAAAAUUGGUUCGAGCGCAUGCAGAUUGCUUUAACGGCUAGAUGGAUUUAA
This is a messenger RNA of Acanthoscelides obtectus, 1194 nucleotides long. The record is from the annotation of a GenBank genome assembly. Lineage: Eukaryota; Metazoa; Arthropoda; Insecta; Coleoptera; Chrysomelidae.